GCCUCUUCCAGUUUUGGGACGCAUUGUGGGUCAGUAUUCUGGCUUAUAACAAGGUAUGACGAGUAAACCAGCUUUUCACAAACAGAUCUGCCUGAUACUGUCAAAAGAUGGAGUUUAUUAAAGAAGAGAGUGAAGACAUGACUUAUGAAACUCCAUGCAGAAUAAAAAGUGAAGAGACCGAGGAACAAAUAGACUUGAAGGUGAAAGAGGAAAGUCAAGAACUGAAUGAAGAGCACUGUCAGAAUUCUUCUAAAUUCAUAAAAGAAGAAAAACCUUUUAGUUUCUCACAGAGUGAAAAACGAAAAAAAGCAAAACAUCCCUUAAACUGCUGUAAGCUUGGACAUAGUUUGACAGAGAAAAGAAUCCCUACAAGUUCCAGAAGAAUUCACACUGGAGAGAAGCCAUUCACCUGCCAUCAGUGUGGGAAGAGUUUUAAAUAUCAUAGAAAUCUUAAUAGGCACAUGAGAAUUCACACUGCAGAGAAGCUUUUCACAUGUCAUCAGUGUGGAGAGAGUUUUGCACUAAACCGAGAUCUACUGAGGCACCAGAGAAUUCACACUGGAGAGAAGCCUUUCACAUGCACACAGUGUGGAAAGAAUUUCACAAAAAAAGGAAACCGAGAUAUUCACAUGAUGAUUCACACUGCAGAGAAGCCUUUUAUCUGCCAUCUGUGUGGGAAAAGUUUUAAAAAUCAUGGAAACCUAAAUAAGCACAUCAGAAUUCACACUGGAGAGAAGCCUUUCACAUGCACUCAGUGUGGAAUGAGUUUCACAUUUCAUGGAAUCCUUCGAUUGCAUAUGCGAGUUCACACUGGAGAGAAACCUUACACAUGUCAUCAGUGUGGAAACGGUUUCACACAGAAAGGAAACCUUGAUAUGCACAUGCGAGUUCAUACUGGUGAGAAGCUUUUUACGUGUCAUCAGUGUGGAAAGGGUUUCACGCGUAAAGGAAGAUUUGAUUUACACAUGCAAAUUCACACUAGAGAGAAACCUUUCACCUGUCAUCAGUGUGGAAACGGUUUCAUAAAAGCAAGAAGUCUCAAAACUCAUCGGUGUUCUGCAGCGGAAUCAGUCGAAAAAACACACCUGAACACGCUGUAGUGUGUCAACUCAACUUAAAAUUUUAAGGCAACUUGCUGCACAGCUUUUUUGAGUUUACUAAAUUUUUGGGUCUAGUAGUUCAUUUAACUCAAUUUACAGAGGUAAGGUCUUGUGUUCACUGAACUUGUACUCUUUUGUUCAGCUGAUGAUUUAAACUAGUAAUGUUUUCUUGACAUGACUCAAAGUAUGUUCUGAGGACUUGUGUUUUACUUAAAAAGGUGUUUUAUUCCAGUUAACAUUAUAUAAAACAAUCAAAUAAAGCUAGAACUGCAGGCUUAUGGUUUUGUUCCAACUUUUUUUUUUUAAACCCCACAACAGC
Molecule: messenger RNA, 1419 nt
Organism: Myxocyprinus asiaticus (Chinese sucker)
Lineage: Eukaryota; Metazoa; Chordata; Actinopteri; Cypriniformes; Catostomidae
Product: gastrula zinc finger protein XlCGF8.2DB-like
Exons: 2
Coding region: 108-1100 (330 amino acids)
Cellular component (GO): nucleus
Source: RefSeq, a predicted model, not a curated record